CUCAAGGUCUCGCACCAAGGUAGGAAGCACUAACUCAAAACUGAUCACACACUUAAGUCGUCAGAAGACCUCGAACAGUUCCACACGACCAAGAGGCUAGCGUGAAGUAAACAGUUAAUUCAGAUUAGCUCAUGAACAUGUCGAAUAUUGGACUGAAAAAUGUGCGCCACUAUAAAACAUACGGAACCUCGUGCUUAAGGUGUAAUAGACAAAUAUUAAUCCGUCUAGUUCCAUAUUUACAAUUCUAAUAGCAGUACGUCUGGCGCCUAAAAAUGCUGUACUUGAUAGGACUGGGCUUGGGCUCUUUUUCAGACCUGACGAUGAAAGGUUUCGAUAUUCUGAAAAAGUGUGAUUUUGUGUAUCUUGAUAAUUAUACUUCUAUAUUUUCUGGAGAAAACGUCGACGAGUUAAAUAUGACCGGGAAAUGCAUAAUUCCAGCCGAUCGAGAGUUUGUGGAGCAAAGUAGUGAAAUCUUGGAUCGAGCGGAAAAAAAUGAUGUUGCUUUCCUUGUCAUAGGUGAUCCUUUGGGAGCAACUACUCACAGUGAUAUUAUAUUACGAGCUGUCGAAAGAAACAUACCUUACCGAAUUAUUCAUAAUGCCUCGGUUAUAACUGCAGUCGGUUGUUGUGGCUUACACCUGUACAAUUUUGGUGCCAUUGUCUCCAUCCCUUUGUGGGAUGAAUUAGGUCAUCCAGAGAGUUUCUACGAUAAAAUAUUGACCAAUAUAAGAAAUGGGUUCCACACUCUCUGUCUGCUGGACAUCAAGGUAAAGGAGCGGUCUUUGGAGAAUAUCCUUCGUGAUCGAAAGAUAUAUGAACCUCCACGUUUUAUGUCUUGCUGUGAGGCUAUCAGCCAAGUAGCGGAAAUCCUAAAGAAAAAUGAAGACCAGCAGAAUAACAGAAAUAUGGGAAUAACAACAUCUUGCAUUGUGAUUAGUCUUUCACGUAUAGGAUCAAAUGAUGAGAAAAUUGUUGUCUCAAGAAUAGCCGAUAUGAAUGAAGCCGAAACAGACCCCAAGAAAAGUGAGCAGAACUUCGGAGGUCCUCCACACAGCAUAAUUAUACCUGGAAUAAUACAUCCAUUGGAAUCAGAGUUCUUGCUAGCACGCUAUAGGACUAAUGGAGAAAACCAACUCCAUUUACCAAGAUUAUACACCAAUGAUUCACAAAUGUCCGACGAUACACUAAACACUUUCCAAAAUGUCAUAAAUGUACAUAAUCAAGCAGUUCGCUCUAUCCAACUUUGUUUAAAUUCCUUAUGAAAUCAUGUGUACAUUACUAUUUCUGUCAAUUCUUAAAUAACCAUUUCUCUCAAAUAUUGUUCGCUACAGUUUGUACAUUGGUUAUCCGUUGUUGAUAAGCAGGUGUGUGACAUUAUGAUACCACAAAAAUAUCGAAUAAAAUCCCUGACCUUUCUUGUUGGUUCG
Heterobilharzia americana is the source of this 1427-nucleotide messenger RNA. Lineage: Eukaryota; Metazoa; Platyhelminthes; Trematoda; Strigeidida; Schistosomatidae. The record is from the annotation of a GenBank genome assembly.